AUGUGGCUCCUCAAAACAGCACGCGCAGAGCUCCAUUACUUCUUUGAACCAGGUGCCGUCUAUGGAGGAUACGCAGCCCUUUCCCACACCUGGAGCCAAGAUCCUGCCCAUCCCGAGCAGUCGUUCCAGGACCUCCAGGCCAUCAUCGCCCGAUGCAAGGAGACCGACGCGAACCCUCGCGACGUCGUCUGCGACAAGAUCCGGAUGUGCUGCAUCACCGCCGAACGCGACGGCUACAAGUGGGUUUGGAUAGACACGUGCUGCAUCAACAAGGAGAGUAGCACGGAGCUCUCGGAGGCGAUCAACUCGAUGUUCAACUGGUACGUCCUCUGCGAGGUCUGUUACGCGUACCUGGACGACGUCAGCUCCGACGACGACCCCCGAGCGACAAACUCGGAGUUCCGGCUCGCGCGAUGGCACUGGCGGGGAUGGACACUGCAAGAGCUCCUCGCACCCGCGUUCGUCUUGUUCAUGUCCAAGGAUUGGAAGAUGAUCGGAAACAAGCACCAGCUUGCGCAGACCCUCGCGAACAUCACGGGCAUCGACGAACACUAUCUCACCCGCGAUGUAUCGUUCUUGAACGCACCGAUCGCGAUGAAGAUGUCCUGGGCAGCGAAGCGGAAGACGACGCGGGUCGAGGACGAAGCGUACUCCCUUUUCGGCCUUUUCAACGUCAACCUCCCGACGUUGUACGGCGAGGGCCGUCAAGCGUUUUUCCGCCUCCAGGUCGAGCUUAGUCGGGUUUCAUUGGACACGACACUCUUUGUAUGGGGAGGCAUGCACAAAUCCAACACCGAUAUGCUCUCGUCGGCGACGCUGGAGAUGAUGAGGCCCGCCCACAGGAUUUCACCUGACACGUAUCUCUUGGCGUCCUCUCCUGAAGAGUUCGAGGGCUCGAAGUACUACUACACUCCGAAGCUCCCGGCAACAGCUGUACUGCAGCCGUAUAACUCAUGGCAGUGGACGGAAGAGCACGAGAAACAUUUGGACGUGUCAAAAAGGCCAACCGGGCCCUUCGGAAGCCUCGAAACACCCUCGUUCGAGCUAACGAGUCGAGGCAUGAAAUGUCGCUUUCCCAUCGCCGAGGUAGAUGAGAUAACCAUCAUGGUGCUUCUGGUUGAGACCUUGGAUCAACACCUCGGCAUAAUUCUUCAUCCGGGAGAAGAGGAGGUUUUCAAUGUAUCCUGGGGGUUCAAGGCUGAUUCUGCGGCAGUAUAUAGCCUAAUACGCCUUGCUCAACUCGGCGGGGACUUGUACAACCUCAAAUUCCGUGGCUCGAUCAUCAAGCCCGUCUGGCGCGACAUCUACAUCCGGGCCUGGCCUGAGAGCGAGGACCUCAUGGACGCCCCGCACAGUAUCCUCCGUCUGGUUCGCGACAAUCCCUCGGCGCCGUUCCGGGUCCCACGCUGGAUCGUGGUCGGGUUUAUCUCGCUUCAGCUCCACGUCCAAAGCUCUAUAUCGACCACCGAUGAAGCUGUGUCGUUCGAGCAGACAUUCAGCUUUUCAACCUUCACUAUCGCCCAUAGAAUUCACGUGAAGGUGGGCCUCUGCAAGCGGGCCACCGACAAGCAGCCGGUGCACUGGGCGUGGGCGGUGGCGGUGGUGGCCGAGCCCAAGGCAUGGUAUUACCCCUGGGACCGGCCCCACGACUACACGGAGCGGACGAUCCUGCUCUCGUUCAAGAGGGAUGCCUACGACGCGCACACCCGCGUCCUCCACAUCGAGCUCCAUGGGCCGGUGUACGACGAGCUGCAGCGCACAGCCAACGUAAGGUUUCCAUGCAGGACACGGAGGGGCCAGACAGGACGACGCGUCGUGUGA
Molecule: messenger RNA, 1821 nt
Organism: Epithele typhae
Lineage: Eukaryota; Fungi; Basidiomycota; Agaricomycetes; Polyporales; Epitheliaceae
Product: HET-domain-containing protein
Exons: 4
Coding region: 1-1821 (606 amino acids)
Source: RefSeq, a predicted model, not a curated record